Molecule: messenger RNA, 1065 nt
Organism: Glycine soja
Lineage: Eukaryota; Viridiplantae; Streptophyta; Magnoliopsida; Fabales; Fabaceae
Exons: 2
Coding region: 136-837 (233 amino acids)
Source: RefSeq, a predicted model, not a curated record
CUUGGAGAAAGAAUCUAAAAGGAUCACGGCAUAUAUAGAGAAGUAGUACUACACUCACAACACAUAACCCACUUAAGCAUAGGAGAUAGAGAAGAGCUAGAGAGAAAGCUUAGCUAGAUAGCAGAAAAUUUUAAAAUGGAAUGGAGGUCAUAUUAUCUGGAUAUGGUGCUUGUACCAUUAGCAUAUAUGGUAACUGUUGCUUAUCAUGUUUGGUUGUGGCAUAAAACUCGUACAGAGCCUUUUUCCACCACCAUCGGAAUCAAUGCUCAUGCACGACGCUUCUGGGUGCCUGCCAUGUUGAAGGACAUUGAAAAGAAGAACAUUUUGGUAGCACAAAGUCUUCGAAAUUUGAUCAUGGGAUCAACCCUAAUGGCCACCACGGCCAUUCUCCUCUCAGCUGGCUUGGCAGCAGUAAUAAGCAGCACUUACAGUGUGAAAAAGCCUCUUGAUGAUGCUGUCUAUGGUGCUCACAGCGAAUUCAUGGUAGCACUAAAAUACGUGACACUCCUCACCAUAUUCUUGUUCUCAUUUUUCUGCCACAGUCUCUCAAUUAGGUUCCUCAACCAAUUGGCCAUCCUCAUUUGCGCACCACAAGACGCAAUGUCAUUGGUGACCCCAGAGUACUUAACCGAGAUUUUGGAGAAAGGAACUUUUUUGAACACUGUUGGGAACAGGAUCUUCUACUCAGCACUUCCUCUUUUGCUUUGGAUCUUUGGGCCAGUGCUGGUUUUCUUGUGCUCUAUUGCAAUGUUGCCCGUGUUUUACAACCUUGACUUUGUUUGUGGGAGAGUAAAAGCAAAGAUGGUGGUGAUCAAUGAUAAAAGUGACUUUGCUUGAUGUAUUAAUAUUAUUAUUAUUCAGCUAAGACUAAGAACAUGGAAUAGAUAAGAUUAGUAUAUAUUGGGUAUGCGUCAUCAUGCGUAUGUGUUGUUUACUUGUUUACAACUUUUAUGUUGUAAAGGUAGUGGUAUUUUACUCGCACAAAAUAAUUAAGUGCAUGCAUGUCGAAGCGCUUUACCGAAAUAAUUCAAAAUGGCUUUUGAUAAGUGGCUUUGAUUAUGAUUA